AUGUCGCUUCGCGGGAAGAAUGCUAUCGUGACGGGGGGGUCCCGCGGAAUUGGUAAGGGUAUCGCUCUCGAGCUCGCCCGUCGAGGUGCCAAUAUUCUUCUUACCUACCAGAGCUCUCGCAUUCAGGCCGACGAGGUUGUGGCCGAGGCUCAGAGCUUUGGGAUCGAUGCCGUCGCAGUGGAGGCCAGGGGAGUCGAUCCGGCGGCGCCGGCGACGGUGGUGAGCGCCGCAGUGACUCGAUGGCAACACAUCGAUAUUAUCGUCAACAACGCGGGCACGCGGGAGGAUUUCGAGUUCGAGGAUAUGACGUACGAGGCCUGGGAGCGGCAGUUAAACGCCAACGUGCGAUUUCCCACCUUUCUGAUCCAACAUGCCACCCGUCAUUUCGGCCCGGCGCCGCGCAUCGUCAACUUCUCCAGCAUCUACGCACGGGACGGACAUGCCGGUUGUCUGGCCUACGUGGGAUGCAAGGGGGCUAUUGAAAGCCUUACGCGCUCACUGGCACGCGAGUUGGGUCAUAAAUACAACGCCACUGUCAAUUGCAUUAGCCCGGGCCCAGUCGGCACCGAGCUUUGGGCACAAAGUAACCAGGACCCCGAAGUGUCCAAAGCCUGGCAAUCCACUAUUCAAAAUACACCGGCAGCCCCUCGAGUCGGUGAGGUUGAUGAUAUCGCGCAGAUCGUGGCCUUCCUGUCGGAGGAGGGAAGUCGAUGGGUCACGGGCAUGGUGGUGAACGCCAACGGGGGGUUGAUGUUCAACUGA
This is a messenger RNA of Aspergillus melleus, 762 nucleotides long. Its product is annotated as SDR family NAD(P)-dependent oxidoreductase. NCBI's taxonomy places the organism in Eukaryota, Fungi, Ascomycota, Eurotiomycetes, Eurotiales, Aspergillaceae. Gene Ontology annotation, molecular function: oxidoreductase activity. The record is from RefSeq and is a predicted model, not a curated record. Bases 1 to 762 code for a protein of 253 amino acids. The transcript has a single exon.